AGACCCGCGGUGGUUCCAGUGGGGAAGGGAGAGGGUGUUUGGGCGAGAGGAGCCUUUGAAGCUUUUCUCGUGUCCACCUCCCCUGCCCAUAAACCAUUAGGCUCCGGUGCCAGCUCUACUGGCGGCCCCGCCGAGCCUCGCAGAGCCCCCGCCCGGGGCACGGGGCUGGGGCCGUGCCGUGGGGCCCUUCGGGAGGCGCUUUUGGGGAGGGGGCAGCUCCUUUCCGAGCCGCCUGUGCAUUACAAAGGCAGCGGGGCCAGCGCGGCGCUUUGAUGUGCCCCGCCGGCUCCCGCACACCUGCGGGGCUCCGGGCACCGCCGGACCGGGCGCGCAUCAAAGGCCGAGCGGAGCCGGGGGCGGCCCGGGGGCUCGGGCAGGGCGAGAACAGCCCCGCCGUCUGUUGGCUCCCCCCGGGCCGCACCGGGAGGCUCCGGCAGCGCGGCCCCUGCCCCGGGGCCGGGGGCGGGCGGGAGGCUGGGCCGCGCCGGAGCCCCCGGGAGGCGGCGGCCGGGGGAGGGUCCUGCGGGGUGGGAGGGGGCGGCAGCCGGGCUGAGCUCGCCGCGCCCCCGCCGCACGCAGGCCCCGCUCCAGGGCUUCUUCUUCUUCUUCUCCUCCUCGGUGCUUCUCCGCAGGGCGCCCCGUCCCGGCGGCCGGCUCCGCGGGGGCUGCCCCCGCAGCCCACCAUGACCGGGCCGAGGCUGGCCCUCGCCGCCGCGCUCCUCUGCAGCUGCACCUCGCCGGUGGCCGACGCCAACUCCUGGUGGUCCUUGGCCAUGAACCCCAUCCAGAGGCCUGAGAUGUACAUCAUCGGCGCCCAGCCGGUGUGCAGCCAGCUGCCGGGGCUGUCCCCCGGGCAGCGCAAGCUCUGCCAGCUCUACCAGGAGCACAUGGUGUUCAUCGGGGAAGGGGCCCGCAGCGCCAUCAAGGAGUGCCAGUACCAGUUUCGGCAGCGCCGGUGGAACUGCAGCACGGUGGACAACACUUCCGUCUUUGGGAGGGUGAUGAAAAUAGGCAGCCGUGAGACGGCGUUCACGUACGCGGUGAGCGCGGCCGGCGUGGUGAACGCCAUCAGCCGCGCGUGCCGCGAGGGCGAGCUGUCCUCGUGCGGCUGCAGCCGCGCCGCGCGCCCCAAGGACCUGCCCCGGGACUGGCUGUGGGGCGGCUGCGGGGACAACGUGGAGUACGGGUACCGCUUCGCCAAGGAGUUCGUGGACGCCAAGGAGAGGGAGAAGAACUACGUGAGGGGCUCCGAGGAGCAGGCGCGCAUGCUGAUGAACCUGCAGAACAACGAGGCUGGCCGCAGGGCCGUGUACAAGCUGGCAGACGUGGCCUGCAAGUGCCACGGCGUGUCGGGCUCGUGCAGCCUCAAGACCUGCUGGCUGCAGCUGGCCGACUUCCGCAAGGUGGGCGACCUGCUGAAGGAGAAGUACGACAGCGCCGCCGCCAUGAGGAUCAGCCGCAAGGGCAAGCUGGAGCUGGUCAACAACCGCUUCAACAUGCCCACCCAGGAGGACCUGGUGUACGUGGACCCCAGCCCGGACUACUGCCUCCGCAACGAGACCACGGGCUCGCUGGGCACGCAGGGCCGGCUCUGCAACAAGACCUCGGAGGGCAUGGACGGCUGCGAGCUCAUGUGCUGCGGCCGGGGCUACGACCAGUUCAAGAGCGUGCAGGUGGAGCGCUGCCACUGCAAGUUCCACUGGUGCUGCUACGUCAAGUGUAAAAAGUGCACAGAGAUCGUCGACCAGUACGUCUGUAAAUGAAUGGAGCCGCCAAAGCAACAAAUCUAUAUUAUAUAAAUCUAUAUAAAUAUAUUUUAUAUUUGUAUAAAUAAACAGAUGGUGAUAAUAAUUAAAGAAGCUUAUUUAAGAGA
Molecule: messenger RNA, 1873 nt
Organism: Oenanthe melanoleuca
Lineage: Eukaryota; Metazoa; Chordata; Aves; Passeriformes; Muscicapidae
Gene: WNT5B
Product: Wnt family member 5B
Exons: 4
Coding region: 273-1763 (496 amino acids)
Biological process (GO): cell fate commitment; canonical Wnt signaling pathway; neuron differentiation
Cellular component (GO): extracellular region
Molecular function (GO): cytokine activity; frizzled binding
Source: RefSeq, a predicted model, not a curated record